Osmia lignaria (orchard mason bee) is the source of this 5874-nucleotide messenger RNA. RefSeq names its product brother of odd with entrails limited. The record is from RefSeq and is a predicted model, not a curated record. Lineage: Eukaryota; Metazoa; Arthropoda; Insecta; Hymenoptera; Megachilidae. Gene Ontology annotation, biological process: regulation of transcription by RNA polymerase II; embryonic hindgut morphogenesis; embryo development. Gene Ontology annotation, cellular component: nucleus. Gene Ontology annotation, molecular function: DNA-binding transcription factor activity, RNA polymerase II-specific; RNA polymerase II transcription regulatory region sequence-specific DNA binding.
UAUACCAUUAGAGGAGUUAGAGUUGUGUAAGCAUGUAAGGUAACAGUAAAAUGCCAUUCUGUAUAAUUGAAUUUUGUGAAAGUGUUGUGAAUUUUAAGUUUGAUCUGAUUACACCAGCCGCUAUCUUGUACAUUUCCGGUACUUAUCUAACUUUAUCAUAACAACGUAUUAACACAGUAUCAUUCCCCCAAGUCAUAAAUGGUAAUCCAAUACAAAAUAUCAUUCGUCCCUGCUAUCUCUUGUUAAAGUAACAAUUCUAAAUUGCUUUAACUUCUGUUUGCACCACCGACUCCGGUUUCGAUGCAAAUGAAAUUCAAAUCAUGCCUAAACUAUGCAGACACGUUCCUCGAGGUGUAUGUAAAUACAUAUACUGGAAUAAAUAUACAUUCACAGUCUCUUUCUUUCCAUUUAGGUAAAUUAGAUCCCACGAUUUAUAGGUUCGAUUAAGAAAUUUCCCAUAAAAUCGUUCAGCGAUUGUCAGAAAGAUUGAGGGAAUUUGAGAAAAACUUGUUCCAUCGAAGGCAACGUAUGCAACGGGGUCAGUUUCAUCGCUAAAGCCUGCUCCAGGUUCUCCUGUGUCUCGGUUAGACUACCAUUGGCCAGUUCCAUCGGACUCCGUUGCACCGUCGCGUCGCGUCGCGUCGCGUCGCGUUGGCCAGGAGCGAGGCAGUCGGAGUCGGAGUCGGAGCACAGCAUCCAGCAGCAGCGCUACUAGCGGCAGCCAAACGGAAAGACUCCCAGGCAAGUCGUGGUUUGUUACCUGUGUAUCCCCGUGCGUGUGGACCAUGCGUGUGCUUCGGCUGCGUGGGUGUGCGCCGAGGUAGCUUACCUGGCGGCGUCCAACACGCAGUAAACCGCGCGCUGCUUCGUGUCCAUGGUCCAGAAAGAAGGGACGUGCGUCUGUCCCGAAGAUUUCUCUCCAGGAUUCCAUAAUACGUUCCGCGACCACAAGUGUUUCAAGAAUACGGUUAGAAAUUCGUGUGUAUCAGCCAACUAAAUACGUGCGGUUCACAACAGUGUGUCGCCAGUGCGAAUCCGUGUAUGUGUGCUUACGUGGGUGACUACGGGUGCUUUUCUGAUCCAGCUACGACCAACAGAGUCUCAAGGUUUAAGCUAAGGGCUCGAUGUAGCCGAUAUCGGUGUCGCGACGAAUGCUUCCGCCAGUGGUCGCUGGACAGGAUCAUACAUCUCGGACGGAGAUGUGACGGUGGACCACCGAAGGUGAAUAAACGGGAGAUCGGGAACUAUUCUCGGUCGACGUUACCCUGGUGUCAUCGGUAUGCCGACAGACAUCGUGGCAUCGUCGGCCUCGGCCUCGGCCACGAUCUCGGAAGAGACAAGCAGAGGUCGAGAGCUGGGCCUUGGGCCGUCGUCAAGGUCAGCUCCCUCUUCGGCAGGCGCAUCAUCCUCAGGAUCAGCGGCGCAGUCGACCGCCAGGGGUUUCGACCCGUCUAGCGCCCUGGCUGCUUAUCACCACCAUCGGCAUGGCCUGGUUGCAGGCCUGGGUCAUCCUCAUCAUCGUGAAUCGUCCGCGUUCGUGCCUGUCGUGCCUUCGCGGUUACAUCUGGCGCCCUAUCCAGGGGAGAUGCACCCUCACCUAACUGGACCACCACCUUCCUCAUCGACCGCGUCCAAUCCGGACCAUGAAGUAGGCGCAGAGACUUCUGUCGCCAGAAAAUCAUCGUCCAGUUAUGAAAUCAUGGCUAUGAUGGUUGAUAAGAGGAAGGAAUUGGCUGCAAGAGCUCUUCUUCUUCCUCCACCCCCUCUUUUGGAACCACCACCUGGGUACCCGGUUUUUGCUGGUCCUUUCCCUGGUGGUUCAGCCUUGUACCCUCCUGGUGGUCCUUUGGCGCAUCAGCAUUUGGAUAGGAGACUCCUCAGGGCGCCGGGGAGAGCUUCCAGACCUAAGAAACAGUUUAUUUGUAAAUUUUGUAAUCGACAAUUCACAAAGUCGUAUAAUUUGUUAAUUCACGAAAGGACCCAUACGGAUGAGAGACCAUACUCCUGCGAUAUUUGUGGCAAAGCCUUCAGAAGACAGGAUCAUCUGCGGGAUCAUAGGUACAUCCACAGCAAAGAGAAGCCCUUUAAAUGCGGCGAGUGCGGUAAAGGGUUCUGCCAGAGCCGCACCCUAGCCGUGCACAAGAUCCUGCACAUGGAAGAGUCUCCACACAAGUGUCCAGUGUGUGCUCGUAGUUUCAAUCAGCGCAGUAACCUGAAAACCCACCUCCUCACCCACACGGACCACAAGCCGUACGAGUGUACCUCUUGCGGCAAGGUGUUCCGCAGGAAUUGCGACCUCAGGAGGCACGCUUUAACCCAUGCAGUGGGCGACGUGCCACCCGAGGCCCUCGAGGAAGCACUCAGGGACGACGAUAGUCCCGAAGAGGAUUGUCCAGAAGCUGGAUCCUCGUCUUCCACAUCGGUAUCCACGAAUUCCUCUCUACCAAACGCCUCUGCGAACGCCUCUUAUCCUCAAGGAUCAUCAGGACCACCGCAACCCCCUCCAGCUCCAGCUUCUUCCUCGUCUCUUCCUCAGAGACCUCAACUGCAGAUCAGAAGAGAUCUACUUCCGACUGUGAAGCCGUCUACAGUGACUAGUGGAGGGACUGGUAGCCAUUCGGUCACUCAAAAUCCUCCAGCACCACUCCCUCCACCUCCGCCAUUAAUCCUGUCCUCGUACAGGCGAAGGAUUGGAUCACCAGGACCGUCUAGAAUGCUUUUGGAACUCCAGGAACGUGAGAGAGAAAGAGAACGAGAAAUGGAGCAGAACAGGGAUAGGGAAAGAGAUAGGGAACGAGAAGAAGAAGUGGUACGACCUCCUAGAGCACCUACUCCACAGCCUCCACCGCCUCCUAGACCCGCACCUGCCAGACAAGGAUUCACUAUAGCGGACAUAAUGCGCCGGUAAAAAGUGAAGCAUGCCAAAUGAUGCUUGCUGUGAAAUUGAAGCAGAUACAGAACUUUGUUGAAUGUUCGAAGGUGGUGUCUUUGCUUUUUAUUCAAUUACUUUAGAAAAGUACAGUAUGGGGCUUCUUUAACGCGAAGAUGGAUAUAUAGGAUAAGGAGGACCUACCCACUUGUUAUAAUACUUGAAAAGUACCACGCAUUGUAAAUAAACUCUACAUGUAAAAUUGUUAAAGAUUUGAAAAGUGAUAGUUCUUAAAGUUUUAACUUGGAAGUUAUUAAUAUUAGCCCCCUUCCCUAAGUUAUCGUUUUCCUUAGAGAAGUCACCCAUGCUCAGAACUGUACAUUUGCUUGAAGGUGGAACAGGCCAAAUGAUAAGAACCGUCGCAUAUCGGUAAAAAUACUGUCACGGUAUUUUAUCGAUUUUGGUACACAAUAUUUUUGUCAAAGAUGCAACUGAAUAUUGUUAAUAACCGUUUUGCUUUUGCAAAGAAUACUUAUAAACUGUAUUGUGUCUUUUAUAAAGAAUUCAGGACUUUGUUUUAUUUGUUCAAGUAUCUUCUUGAAAACGAACAAAUAAAAGAUGAACUUAGGCUCAAAUAUUGACAAUACUAUAAAUAUUUAGUAUAAAAAAAUAUAUUAUUUCAUAUCUUUUAUACCUAAAAUUAUAUCUAAUAAUAAUGUUGUCUUUAUCAUUGUUGAAAAAAUCGAAUUAAUGCCCUUUGUAUAUAUCAUAAAUAAAAAAUUGUAUAUAUACAUACAUUCAAUGGUAUACUGAAUUAUUGAUUUGCCAGAAAAAAAUUAAAUCACGAGAACUUUACUAUUUAGUAAUGUUUAAUACAACUGAAAAUAAAUUUGAAACUUUUGAAGAGUCAAUUUAUUUUUAUUGUGAUUUCAAUGUGAGAUCUUUAAAUCGUGACAAUAUUUUUGCUGUCAUGUGAUACGAUUUAAGUCCUGUUUGCAAACAAAACAAAGUCUUAUGAAUAGUUAUACAUAUUGAAUAAGAGAAAGGUGAAGAAGAAAAGAAGAAUUUUGAAGAGUACAACAUGAAAAGGUUGAAAGCGUUAACUUUGACAAAAAAUUUAUUACAUUAGUGUAUUAAGAGAACAAUUGUAUAUAAAAAAAAGAAAAUUAAUUGAAAUUCAGUUAAUAGUGCAAUGCUGAAUUUUAUUUUACAUCUUGUAUAUGAAUGAAAAUCUCGUACUUUUACAUUUACCACUUUAGGUUAAUUGUAAAUCGAACAAAAAUCUAUUUAACAUGCUCCAUACCUAUGGUUAUUAUGCGUUUAUUUCAAUUUUCGUUUAGUUUCAUUUAAAAUUCGUUCACAAUUUAAAUCUUGAUGCUAAAUUAAAAUUAUAUUUCUAAUGAGCUACGUAGUUUGAAAUCUGUUAAUUAUUAACGUAACGUCAAGUGAAAGCAAUUGAACGCUUUUGUUAAAUUACAGUUGAAAUAACAUUAACCCCUUGUCAUGUUUCCUUUGUAUUAAUUAUUAAAAUAUUGUAUAUAAUUCUUCUUUGACACUUUUAUAAUACAUUGUAUAGCUGCAAUUAAAAUUGAUAUUCAAAAUUUUUAUUUACAAACUUCUUCAUAUUGUAACGUUAGAAGCUAAAGGGUUAAUGUUCUCUGUAACUGCAAUCUUAUCUAUAAGGAUGUGUAUACCAUAAUGAUGUGUAAAGUUGAAUGUUUGUCCUAAAUUAUUCAGGGUAUUUCAUCAGAAGGGUUAUAUAUUUUUAACGCACCUGUUGAAGUAGGAACAAUUCUGGCAAACAUGAAUUUUAUAGUUUCACAAAUGAUUUUAUUUAAUUUACCAAAUACUACUUGCUCCACGAUAUAGUAACCCUUCUUCUAAAGCACCCUGUACUAUUAUACAAGAAAAAGAAAUAGAAUGUUGAAAACGUGCCUUAAUACUAGCGACAAGAAACAACUAUUUACAAAAGAUGGACCGAAAAAUUUUCCAUGUGAAAAAAAAGGAGGGUGCCAUUGUCCAAAUGGAUAAAAGGAGGGGAUAAUGCAAAUUCCUUGGCCACAGGAACAACCUGUGCCACCGUUGCCACAGGUAACAGGUGCAAUAAGUGUCGAAGCUACUUCGUUUCGGUGGUACCUGCCCCCUUCUAAAAAUAUUUCUGACCCUAGACAAGCACCAUCCUCUUUUUUCUCCUAUUCUAUUGAAGAGGAUCAUUAGGGGUCCUUUGUAAACCUGCCUUGCACCGUCCAACCGCAGGUUUUUCUUACGCAGGUUUUGAUCCCCUCGGUUUUACUACCGGUCGAAACGAGCUUUCUUUUCGAAUGGAACUGAAGAGAACGAGGGAGAACGUCUGUGAAAUUUUCUUCCAUCUCGCUUCUUUAAUUUCAUAUUGAUCAAAGUUGAACCCUUUAAGUGAAGCCAUAUUUUUUCUGAAGAGAAUUCUUCAUUUCCUUUUUAUUUAGUUAUUUACUAUACUGAAAGCAACAUUUUAUUAGAUGAUUAUGUAAACCAAUCAAAGGGUUAAUUAGCUAACACAAUUAUUUAUGAAUAAGCUGAUGAUGUGACGAUAUGAGAUGUUUUCGAAACGUUUAGGGCUCAACGAACGAAACGUGAUCAAUGAGAAUGAAGCAAGAAUUACAUUGUAGUCUGAAAUUUUAUUUUCAGAUAUACACAUUAAAAUAGGAAUGAAAUUCUCUCUUAUAUGUAUGUAUGCGUGCGUGUGUGUGGGUAGAGAAACAAUGAGAGAGUGAGAAAGAGGGAAUCAUGAUACUUUGUACUGUUUUUAAACAUACCUAAUGUAUAGUGAUAUAUGGAAAUGUAUGUACAAUGUACUAUGUACAACGAGUACCGGUCACAAAAUGAAAUAGAAUGUUCGUGACCGACUCAAAUGUCCUGUUAUUUUCUAUGUUAUUAGUUUACAUCUUGCACCAAUAUCUAUAUUUUUAGAUUUAUACGAGAGUUAAGCAUGUUUGUAAAUUAUAUUAAGAACUACGAAAUAAAAAAUA